GCACCGGCCGGGCGGAUGAGGGGGCAUCCUGCCCUCCACCUGCGGGCAGAGCCCGCGCUGCCGGCGCGCAGCCCCGCCGCUUGCGGCGAUGGCGGGCGCGCCGCGGGGCAGCGCGCUCGGCCCGGCCGCUGCCGCCCCCGCCGUGCCCGCAGCCCGGGACGGGGCCACCCCGCCCGCCGCGGAGCCGCCGCCAGCCCCGGCCCCAGCCCCUCGCGUUCCCCGCCCCUCGCCGGCGGGGACGCGGAUUCGGCCUGCGCGGAGCCGGCGGAGAGAGGGAGCGCGGCCGGGCGAGGGGAGGGGAGAAGCGAGGAGGCGGCGGCGGAGGCGGCGGCGAGCUGGCCAUGGCAGCAGCCCGCGGGCGGAGAGGCAGCCGCGGGUUGCCGCUGUGAUUGGCACCCCGAGGACGAGGAGGAGGCGGAGGAGGAGGAAGGCGCGGAGCAGCCGCGGGGCCCGCCAUCCCGCGGCGGCGGAGCGGCGGUGCCCGGGAGGAUGCCGGGGAAGCGGGGCUCGGCGGGCGGCGGCGGCGGCAGCGAGCUCCCGGGGGCCGGCGCGCCGCGGCAGCGCAGGCGGCGGAGGAAGGUCUCCUGCUUCUCCAGCAUCCAGCUCUUCCUGGUGUCCGAGUGCGCCCUGAUGCUGGCCCAGGGCACGGUGGGAGCCUACCUGGUGAGUGUUUUAACCACCCUGGAGCGGCGAUUCAACCUGCAGAGCGCUGACGUGGGCGUCAUUGCCAGCAGCUUCGAGAUUGGCAACCUGGCCCUCAUCCUCUUUGUGAGCUACUUUGGAGCCCGAGGACACCGGCCACGCUUGAUAGGAUGUGGAGGGAUAGUCAUGGCCUUGGGUGCCCUCCUUUCUGCGUUGCCUGAAUUUCUGACCCACCAGUACGAAUACGAAUCGGGAGAAAUACGCUGGGGAGCUGAAGGGAGGGAUGUGUGUGCUGUCAACGGGUCCACCAGUGAUGAGGGACCAGACCCAGACCUUAUCUGCAGGAAUAGGACUGCUACCAACAUGAUGUACUUGCUGCUCAUCGGGGCACAGGUCCUCCUGGGCAUUGGUGCUACCCCUGUCCAGCCCCUGGGAGUUUCCUACAUUGAUGACCAUGUGAGGCGGAAAGAUUCCUCCCUGUACAUAGGGAUCCUGUUUACGAUGCUGGUAUUCGGGCCAGCCUGUGGAUUUAUCUUGGGCUCCUUCUGUACCAAAAUCUAUGUGGAUGCUGUCUUCAUUGACACAAGCAAGCUGGACAUAACCCCGGACGACCCUCGGUGGAUCGGAGCGUGGUGGGGAGGCUUCCUGCUCUGUGGUGCCUUACUCUUCUUCUCGUCCCUGCCCAUGUUCGGCUUCCCGCAGUCGCUGCCGCCGCGGCCGGAGCGCGCCGGGGAGAGCGAGCAGGCCAUGCUCCCCGACAGGGACUACGAGCGGCCCAAGCCCAGCAACGGGGUCCUGCGGCACCCGCUGGAUGGGGACAGCAGCACCACCUGCUUCCAGCAGCUGCGAGUGAUCCCCAAAGUGACUAAGCACCUGCUCUCCAACCCCGUGUUCACCUGCAUCAUCCUGGCAGCCUGCAUGGAGAUCGCGGUGGUGGCCGGCUUCGCCGCCUUCCUGGGCAAGUACCUGGAGCAGCAGUUCAACCUCACCACCUCCUCUGCCAACCAGCUCCUGGGGAUGACAGCAAUCCCGUGUGCAUGUCUGGGCAUAUUCCUGGGGGGCCUCUUGGUGAAGAAGCUGAGCCUGUCUGCUCUGGGAGCCAUCAGGAUGGCCAUGCUGGUGAACCUGGUGUCCACAGCUUGCUACGUGUCCUUCCUGUUCCUGGGCUGUGACACAGGACCUGUGGCAGGGGUUACUGUUCCCUAUGGAAACAACUCAACUCCAACCUCAUCUCUGGACCCAUAUUCCCCGUGCAAUAACAACUGUGAAUGCCAAACUGACUCCUUCACUCCAGUGUGUGGGGCAGACGGGGUCACAUACUUAUCUGCCUGCUUUGCUGGCUGCAGCAGCACGAACCUCAGUGGCUGUUCGUGCCUCUCCUCGGUCCCUCCCGAAAACGCCACCGUCGUUCCUGGCAAAUGCCCCAGCCCUGGGUGCGAAGAGGCCUUCCUGACAUUCCUGUGUGUGAUGUGUGUCUGCAGCAUGAUCGGGGCCAUGGCGCAGACACCGUCCGUCAUCAUCCUCAUCAGAACCGUGAGCCCUGAACUCAAGUCUUACGCUCUGGGGGUGCUUUUCCUGCUGCUCCGGUUGCUAGGUUUUAUCCCACCUCCGCUGAUCUUCGGGGCCGGGAUUGACUCCACGUGUCUGUUCUGGAGCACAUUCUGUGGAGAGCAAGGAGCCUGUGCACUGUAUGACAACGUGGUCUACAGAUACCUGUAUGUCAGCAUUGCUAUCGCCCUCAAGUCCUUUGCAUUCAUCCUGUACACCACCACCUGGCAGUGCUUGAGGAAAAACUAUAAAAGAUACAUCAAGAACCACGAAGGUGGUCUCAGCACUAGUGAGUUUUUUGCCUCUACUCUCACCCUAGACAAUCUGGGGCGGGACUCUGUGCCCCAAAAUCAACCACAUAGGACAAAAUUUAUCUAUAACCUUGAAGAUCAUGAGUGGUGUGAAAAUAUGGAGUCUGUUUUAUAGUGACUGUGGAGGAGUGAACUAUAUUAAUAAUACAAGGGUCCUUUUUAAUAAAAACAAGGAGAGAGCACGAAUGAAAGAAGAAACAACUGCAAAACAGCAACGGCAACACAGGAAACUUUUGUCUUUUUCUCAAAGUCAGACCCAGCCAGGAUUCUUGAGAAGAGAGAGUCUUUUGAUGGGAUCACUUGUGACAUCCUGUGGGGUGGUGGAGAAAGCAGGGAGCCCUUGUGGCUGGGCACCAGCCCCUUGUGACAGCACGAGCUUCCAAGCAGGGCACCUGCAGAGGUUCAGCAGAGAGUUUGGCACGAGGUGCAGAGAAAGCAAGGUGAUAAGAGCAAGGUGAUAACAGCAAUAGGUUCUUUCCCAGUUGAGAUGGGGCGUGUGGAGCCCUGCAGGGCUGGCCAGGCUGGGUGCUGCUCCAGCCUGCUGCGUCCGCGAUGGCGAAGAGGGAGCGGAGCUGGAGUCCUUCCACCAGUCACACUCUGCCACCAGCCACGAGUCCACCACAAAUUCCUUGAAAGCUGCUGGAAACCUUCCCUGAUGCUGUCAGGGGUAUCCAAGUCCUUCCAGGCCAGGCUUAUUCGCAGAUUGCAGCUCUGUGGCUGUCUGUGAAUAACCGUGCUCAGAUCUCAAACCCAGUAGAGUUCAAGACAUUUGCUCACACUUGCCAAACGUGCUGUCAUUUUUAAAGGGGGAUGAGUUCCAAAUACUUAUCUGUGUAGUCCUCUAAUAAGAUGUUUUUUGAAAUUAUUUUCGAGUAUAUGUUAACCCUUAAAUCGCUGACACUUUUCCAUGAGGAGGAUUUAUUUAUGCUAGUUUGGGCAAGGAUCCUGUUUAAUUCACCCAAACUUAAUGUGACUCAAGGGGUUUGUUUAAUCCUCUGCAUUUUUUAUCCAUACGCCUUCAUUCUAAUAUGCUACCAAGCCAAUGAAGACACAUAAUAUGUUUUUAAAAAAGAGAAUGAAUGCACUGUGUCUCUAUAAAAACAAUUGUCUGUUGGAGAAUUAUAGAUAAUAUGAUGAUUUACAUAAUAUAGUUUUUUCAUAUUCUAUGUGACUCAGUGAAUACAUAUAUAUGUGGAGAGGCUGUUGAUGUUCUCUCCAGUUUUUAAAGAUAUAUAUAUAUAUAUAUAAUUUGCAAUCUAGAAAUUGUGUGGUGGAUGUUUUCUUUAAAGUGUGUGUGUGUGCGUGCGUGUGUGUGUGUGUACAAGAUGAGAGGAAUACUGACCUUAAUCUUUCAGCCCUCACAGUUGGUGUUUUAUUUUUCACCUGAGAAAUUCCACUGACUUUCAGUGGAAGACAUGUGAGGAAGAUAGAAUAAUCUCUCCUGGAUGCCACAUUUUGUUUGUACAUGUGGGAAUAGUGUCCCUCUGGAAGGCUGGGUUAUGGGAGCAGGGACUGGCCAGCAUUGAACAACUCAAACUUCCAUUCAGCUCCCCACAAAGCAUCCAUGCAGGAGCAGAUUUGGCUUGGCUCCUGCAGUGCAGCCUUACCUAAACCUGCAAAAACCAUAGGGAAACUUUCAUCUGAUUACAAGAAACGUGGGGGUCAGGCUUAUUUUGUAUGCACAUUUUUGUUUUCCUAAACAUUCCUGCUGGGAAGCAAUGCAAAUUGGUUAAAAUUUGAUGAGUUUUUUUCCCAGGAACCAGACUUGUUUCUGAUGGACUAAAUGUCAGAAGGGCUUUAAGGGUUAGCAUCAUAAUUAAAAGUUCCUUUUUUGUGUGAAUUUCGAAGAUGUUGUGAAUUGAGGAUGUUUAGAGGAGUAAGUAACCUGGCGUGUUGAGUCAAAUGCUGGAUGUCACUUCCUUGCAGGUGGCAGAGGGGCUGAUCUUCCCCAGGUUCUUGUCCAUUGCUGCAAUGGACACCCCAGAGCUGGCACAAUUACAGAGGGUUGAUAACUUGUCACUCAUGUUCAGCACAUUUUUAGCAGACUUUGCUCUGAUCCAGGCUUUGUAACAUGGGUGUGGAGUAUCAAACUGCUUCCACUUGAUUGAAUUUAUAUGUGUGCUUGCAGCUUAUGCACAGAAUUACAUGUUCAGCAACAAUAAGGGCAGGAAAAAAGGGUGUAUCAAAUAAACUCCAUUGUGCCAAAUACUCAACAAAUAUUGUAAUUGCAGAUAUUUAAUUCUUGGGUUUCAGCCAUGUUAAGAAUCGCUCAAUUGAUGAAGGAGUUUAAGGAAAAAAAAAAUAUUAAGCUAUGCAGUGCCAUUGUUAUGUUGGGUGGUAAAUGAUGCUUUUUAGACCAUUAUAUUGGUUUAGCAUAUCCUGUCUGCUAAAAUAGAGAUACUGCAUCCAUAAAACAAUGAAUUCAAAAAAGGCACAGGGUGCAUAACUGUCUCAUAAAAUAUAUAUAAUUGUCAAGUAUAAGCCUUUGAAAUCAUUCUGUACAGUUCUCUUCAUUCUGCAGAUUUAUUACUUAGACUGCUGUCUUUCCAAAUGUUAGCUCAUAAUUUUAUACUAUACACACACUUUCAGACUCAAACACAAAUGUCACACAAUAGAACCUUUCUAAAAGCCUGAUUGCUUGAAAUUUCAUAACCCCUUUCACAAUUUCAUGAUUUUCCCCUCUGAAAGUCCAAGGUGAAGGAGAAUAGCAUGCUGAUUGGUAUGAUGUAAAACAAACUCCCAGUGCUCACGAGCUGUGGUUUGUUGCUACAGUCAAAAGUCUCCCUUGACCGGAGUUAUAGAAACAGGAUUCCAGGGCACAUUACAUUUUCAUUUGUGUUUUUCUUUGCUUUUUUCAUUUGAUCUGUUCUCUUAGUAUGUGUGGGAGAUGCAGCUGAAUGGGGUUACUUAUGUUAUUUCUAAGCUGUAACUUGAAAUUCCUGCAUGAUUGUUACUUUACUUCUUUUGAUAAUGGAACUCUUGAAAAUCUUUUCCCCCAUCCCACUCUUUUCUUUUUUUUCCCCCCAGGGUUAGGUCUGAUGCCUGCAUCGUGAAGGGCUUUGCUGUCAGUGCUUUGGUACAGAUUUGAGAACAGAGCUUUAGUUGAAAGAAAAUACACAGACCAAACCCUUCACAUCCACACCAGCAGGCAUUUUGGUUUCUUUCUGAUUUCAGAACCACAAGCCAUUUUUGCCUGCAACCCAAUUUUUGUUACAGAAUAACAAAGGAAGAGUGUCAGACAUCCUCCCUCUUCCCAAACUGCGUUAUGGGCCUCACCUGUCAGCACUUCACCUCCAUCCUGCAACUGCCUUAACCAUGCAGGGAACUCAAAAAACAAGGAUGGAGUUAGAAAAACACCCAUUCCCAGGAACAGAAACAGGGCCAUGCUCUGAGCUGUGUGGUCCAGAUCCAGUGGUGGAAAUUGUUUCUUCAUAUUCAAGGGCAUUGAAAUUCAGGGGUUUGUUGAGGCCUCAGUCUCAGCAGAAAUGUUCUUUUGGUGUUUCCAAGCACUGUGUUCCACAUGUGGCUGUCUGCUAAGGAAUGGGAUGUUUGGAAAAACAGACUACUUGAGAUUCUGCAGUCUCUCUGGGAUUGACCAGCUGCCUUGUAUGGCUUCAGGCUGGGGUUUCCUUUCCCUUGCUCAGAUCCCACUUUGGAAUAGCCCCAGUGGAAUCAAAAGGGGACCCCAAUCUAAAAUUGGUGCAGAUGACACUGGAAUCCUUUUCUUUGCAUCCUUGUUAACAAGGUGAUGCAUUUCCAGAACCUUCUUUUAAUACAGAUAGAAAUCAUCCAUUUUUCUGACUUUACCCAACACAUCUUGGAUGUAGAGUGGGACUGAAAAGUCCAUCACUUGAAUUAUCACAAACCUUCCAUUUUUGGCAAUUCAGCUCAAUAACAGGGCCAUUCCCCUCUGAGAUGCACUGAACUCCUCGGUGCUGCUGCUGUUCAUCGUGGUUGGGUCUCACCUUGCUCAGAAGGUGAGAAGGGAAAGAUGCAGAGAGGAAUUAGCUUCCAUUAUCUGACUUAGCUACACUUCAAAAUGCUUCCAAAUUGAACUGAUGGUCUGCAGACAUUUGGAAAGUGAUUGGAGUAUUUCCAAAUGGCUGAGAUACAUUUACUUCUUUUGCCUUGCAAAAAAAAAAAUUAAAAAUUAAGGGAAUGAAUGUGAUUUGAACCCCCUCCUAUCCCCAUCAGGAUUUUAUAUUCAUCACAUUGCAGUGGAGACAAUGUGCUUAAGGUUCACCUUUGUGUUUCAGUCAAACUCACAUUUUUUCUCAAUAAAUGGCGUACUGGGACACAGAAAGUCAACUCCAUUUUACAAGCAGCAGUUUCACUCCACAGCCAACCCACAACAGCCUGAAGCCUACCAGCACUGUGAAGCUUUAGCCCCCAAGCCAGCCACAGCUGUUGCUGCCAUGUGAGAGUUUGUCACAGCUGGGUGUGUUUGGCUUGGUAUUUUCUUCAGGCUUUGGCAUUCUUGGUGUGAUGUUUGCUUUAUUCUUAGCAGGUGAUGUGGGGAGUUGUCAGUAUAAAAGACACAUGCAAAUGCUUCACUGGACUGAUGUGAUAACAGCUUUGUUAUUUUAUUCACAAGGGUUUCCAGACUUACUCCUGCUCUGCCUUUAAAUGCAGCUGGGCUCAUCUAUCCCCCUAAUUUCAUGUGAACUGUGUUUGCAGACAGCAGCAGGUUUGUUGUUGUUCUCUCUGUAGAUCUGAUUAAUAUGUGCAAAGCUCACAAGUUUCCUGUGCACAGGGCAGAGCACCCCUGAUUACAAGCAAUAAUACUGACCUGCUCUCGUUUGCAACAGGGCUUCUGGCUUUUCCUACUAAAUCUGGCUUCACCUGUCUCAGCAUCCCACACUGCUGCUGUGCCUCCCCUGUUUUGUUGGCAGCCAAGACAGAAUUGGUGGGAAUAUAGGCAGCAGUUUAUUAAAAUGGGGACCUUUGGUGUGAGCCAGGUUCAGCCAUGCUUAUCUGAUCCAAGGAGGAAAGGACAUUGUAACUGAGCCGCUCUGAAAGGAUUAUCCACCCUUCUGUGCUCCUGGAUAGCUCUUCCUCCACCAGACCCAUGCUUUGUGGGUGUUUUCUUCCAAACUGACCAUCAGCUUCCUUUCUCUAGCCACAGUUCUUCCUUCCCCCAAUGGCAAAGCACAGCUUGGCUCUACCAAGCCAAUACAAGGUAUCCAGAGUUACUGAGAGGCGUUUAAAUGGGAGCCAGCAGGUCUCACUCAGUUUUACAUAUGUUCAAAAUGUUAUAGUUUGUUCUGCUUAUAUCCCCUAAAUCUAUAACUUCUAGGCUGCAAAUGAUGCUCUCUAUCAUUCCAUUGACAUUUCUAGCCAAUCUGAGUCUUAAUACAAUUGCUUUGCUGAAAAAUGGCCUUUCAGCAGUUCUCAGACAUGAGGUACUUCUUUAUUAACUAGUGAUGCCAAGUGAAAUCUGUGGCCAUUGUCUUCCCUGAGUUCAGGGGAGCAGAGGGAGGCUGUGCCUGCCCAGCAGCAAUACUGGUGUUUCCUGGGGCAGAGUGUGAACAUGGACUGCUUUUCUUUCAGCUUCAGUCUUGCCUUGGCUGCUUGGCUCUUGGUCCCAAAAGGAAUUCAGGAGAAACUGACUGGACAGAGCAAUGCAUGUGGAUGGCUGCCAGAGUAGGGCUCCAGGAUGUUUCCAGUGUUUAUGGUGUUUUGCUUGUCAAAGCUUUGCUUCAGUCUCUAUUUGUUUGAUGAAUGGAGUGACCCCGGGGAUGGGGUCUGUGCAAUGGGAUGAGUUUGUGACGUUUGCCCCAUUUAUUCAGAUUAAGCAAGGUGUCCAACCCUAAGAAGGAGAAGCUUUGUCAUACCCUGAACAGUUUGUAGUGCUGGACUGGUUCUGCACAAAGUUGGUACCUGCAUAUGGCAAGAAGCAAUAAGAAACUUGUCAGCUAAAACUCGACAAAUAAUUUAUAGCAACUUCACAUAUUAAUUUUCUCUUUUAUUUCUUCCUUGCAAAUUGCUGAGAAAACCAAGAAAAUGCCUCCAGUGUAUUUGCAAGGUCGUUUCUGCAUAUCAUCUGUGGUCUGGAGAAGCUGGAAAAGCUUUCUUGUAAUUCAUACACAGGGAUUUGUUCUGGAUGGACAUAAAACUCACAGAGGUUAUUUCUGCUCCCUGAGUUCCCUAAGCUGGAAUUUUCUCAUCAGUAAAAAUAUUUAGUUCAAAAGUAUGUGAUCAGGAAUUGAGUAAGAGGAUCCUUGCUUAGUGUCUGUGGACACACCGUGCUCCAGGACAGCCAAAGCUCUGGCUUCCAUCUCACACUCCACUUCCCAGGAAUAUUCUCUCACAGAUGCUUGAAAUUCUCAGCCUCUCCCAGUAUUCCUACUGGUUAAAGGACUCAUUUGAGUAAUUGCUGAGAGCAAACACCAGAAGGGUAUGAACCCAGACAAAAGUGAAUUGGUAUUGAGGUGAAGCAGGUGGUGUAAAUUUUAUUUGCAAUGUUUGCACAGCUCUUGGAUCAGAAGCAGAAACCUCUGGGGCAUCAAGAGAGUUGCAUAUGGCCUAACAUAUCUUAGUUCUUCCCAAUUGAAUUGCCCAUGGGUGGGGCAGCAAAAGGCAUCUUUCUCUGCCACGGAUAUCUCAGCCCCCCAAACCCAUUUUCUCUUGCAGUAUGGCAUCGCACAAACAGCAGUGCAUUUACCCCUCAGUGCAAACAGUGCUGUGUUUUUGGUGCCUCACAACUCUUAACUGUGAACUUGAAAGGAAGAAAUGACCCCUGCUCUUCACCCGUGACACUUCCUGCCCGAUCAGAGGAGGAGGAUGAUCCCUCUUGGAGACUCACAGCUGCUUUCCUAAACUCUUCCUGCAGCAGGACCAAACGGUGCUCUGUGAUCACCAUGGGUGGCCUAUUCCCUGUGCUAGGGGUCUGUAGCUCAGCUGCAGCCCCACGUUGCCUUCACGGUGUUUUGGUGCAAAGCAUGGUGGGGAGGCUGCACAUGACUGCCCCUGACAAGUGCUGAGGUCUGCCGGUGGUCUGUGACCACCAAAGUUUUGGAGUCUCCACGUUAGCACAUGAAAGCAGCUUCCCUCAACCUGAUUUUGGGGAAGAGCCAUCCCAGAGCAGGUUCAGGGGGAAACUGGAGCAGCGCUGGGACCGCACAACAGGGAGCUCACAUCCAUAGGGAGGAGGGGUGGGAUGGAGCAGAGGAAGAGCUGUGACAUUUUAAAACCCAUAGUGCCUACCACUGCAAAUGGAACGCUGUAUUGUAUUAUAUUAUACGUGACUACCGUGUAAAUAAAGUACAAUAAAUGUGGUGUUCGUUAGGAUUUUGAUACAAGUCAAAUGCAGUCUGCAGAAGUGGUUUUUUCCCUGCUGUAUGUACUUACAUCACAUUCCAGGCACGGGGACAUUUGGAGUCGUGGGAGCUAACAAUGCACAAAUGGCAUUAUAUGGGGCGUGUUUGCAGUAAGGCUGUUCUGGAAUUCCUUUUGCCCUGUGCAGGUGAGACACGAGCACCAUGUGAAACCAGAGGGGAGGGAGUGGGGGCAGUUUGCACAGGCAGGAGGGGAGCAGCUCUUGCUGUGGUUCCUGAGCAGAAGAGACUGCCCAGCCAGUCCUUGGCCAUGCCUCAUUCAUGCUGGAGAAACAGCCAGGCUCCAGUGGCUGAUCUCUCUGUCUUUGUUUCCCUGCUGCAGAGGUUGGCCAGCAGCACAUGCCCUGCCUGUGUAACCUGGUUAUUCCCCACCCCUGACAGCCCUUAGUGGCAGCUACAGAUGAGCAAACUCAAGAGCUUAAAAUUCAAAGCAUAUUGGGAAAGAAGUUCUUGACCAGCUGGCUCCUCUGUGUCUCUGACAGAGAUUGAGGGGCUUGGGGUUUUGGCUAGUAAGAAUAUUAGGAACCUACUUUGUUCCUUAACUCACUCCCUUAUCCAUCAUUCUCUUUCUCCAUAGUGUAAAUAAAGAAAGUAAUACAUUUUCACAAGGCAGGCCUGCCAUGUGCCCUCCAAAUCCUGAUGCAGCUCUCAGCUGGGUUGUUGGUGGGAGUUUCUCUGGGCUUCAGAAGCUCAGGAUUUCUCUGACGAGUGUUUGCAGCUGGGUGCAAUCUUCCAUCAGUGCAUGGAGGGUGCUUCCAUGCUGAUUGUCUUGUUGGAGAACAAGACCACCCCAUGCAGUUUGUCACACCUGUGCUUGAAACUCACCUGCAGAGCUCUGUGCAGGGUCCACAGCACUGGAGGAGCAUUUGCCUGCCUUGUACCAGACCAGUCCAUGGUGUUUGUCCCUCUAACCAUUGCUGUCCUUCACAGUCACCUGGGCAGAGCAGCAUUUGUGGGUUGUGGAGAAGGUCCUUCCUGCCCAGAACAUCUCCACAAAUAGUCUGUAGGACCUGGAUGAGCCCACGUGCCACUGCCCCUUCUCAGGCUGGGGGUCACUCUCUUCCUGCAGUGCCCAAGGGAAAGUGGUCCUCAGAAAGGUCUCUGAACUGUGCUGGUAAUUUGACUGCUGGUAAUUUUUCAAAUGUUUAGCAGCACUUCCAAAAUAAACCAAAACCUGGUUUGGAAAAGGAAAUGUUUCACUGUACAAUUGACUUUAAAAAAAGAAGAGAAGCCACAUGCUCGAUAUAUUUUGAGUACUGUGUUCUGUAUUUUUGCAGCUUAUAUUUUCCAGAUGAGCAGUUUAGAAAUAUGUGAUGUGAAAUACAUACUGUAAGUUUGCUGUAAAUGAUAUUAAAAACACUAUUUUCAUUCUUG
Molecule: messenger RNA, 11212 nt
Organism: Passer domesticus (house sparrow)
Lineage: Eukaryota; Metazoa; Chordata; Aves; Passeriformes; Passeridae
Gene: SLCO3A1
Product: solute carrier organic anion transporter family member 3A1
Exons: 10
Coding region: 16-2616 (866 amino acids)
Biological process (GO): sodium-independent organic anion transport; transmembrane transport; prostaglandin transport
Cellular component (GO): plasma membrane
Molecular function (GO): protein binding
Source: RefSeq, a predicted model, not a curated record